Molecule: messenger RNA, 2070 nt
Organism: Tigriopus californicus
Lineage: Eukaryota; Metazoa; Arthropoda; Copepoda; Harpacticoida; Harpacticidae
Product: bone morphogenetic protein receptor type-1B-like
Exons: 9
Coding region: 274-1824 (516 amino acids)
Biological process (GO): cellular response to growth factor stimulus; dorsal/ventral pattern formation; BMP signaling pathway
Cellular component (GO): signaling receptor complex; plasma membrane
Molecular function (GO): ATP binding; SMAD binding; transforming growth factor beta receptor activity, type I
Source: RefSeq, a predicted model, not a curated record
GUGGACUUAGAAUGGCUAGCAUCCAAGUGUUUUUGAGCCCUUGAGGUACAGAGAUCAGCGAUGAACUACUUUGGACAAUGACUACCACUGAUUGUUGCACUGUUAUUUUGGGUGUUGUUAGCCCGUCUCUGAUGAUCGUCAUGGCCACGCCUCUUGCCGCCCUGUGUUUCACGACUGAGUUUGUUUGUGUUGGUGCUCAUGUGUAGUUGUGAUUCAGUUCCUAAGUGAGUUCUCCCUAUCCUGGGUGGUGCAUCCGUGUCUUCUUGUUCAACCAUGGCCACCCCAAACCACUCUGAGUCCCCUUCAUUCCAACAACAGGGGCGCCUGUUGUGUCACUGUGAAGGCCACUGCCCACCGCCAGCAUUGAGCGAGGGCCUGCCAAACAACACCUGCUUGGCGCGCGUGGGCGCCAAGUGCUUUUCAGCCGUCGAGGAGGUCUAUGACUUGGAGGCUGGCCGGCUGGUAGCUGAACGCACGUACGGCUGCCUACCGCCCGACCACAUGAGCGGCCUGCUUCAGUGUCAGGGUCACCUGGUGCCGCAUCUGAAUCCCACAUCGAUUGCGUGCUGUGCCGACGAGAACUAUUGCAAUCGACACCUGCAGCCCACCUACACGCCCACGCCCCUUCAUGAGGCUUUUGGCAUGGACCAGACCACGUUUUUGGUGCUCUUGGUCUCUGUCACGCUCUUUCUUUGCCUGUUUGUAAUACUCAUUGCCUUGGCUUUCCUUCGCUACAAGAAGCGGGAGGACAAGCGACAGAAAUACAUGCUGACAGCUCGCAGUGACCCUGACGGCUUCACUCAUUCACAUCCGGGCACCCUGAAUGACCUGAUUGAGCAGAGCUCGGGUUCCGGUUCAGGGUUGCCACUUCUCGUUCAGAGGACCAUCGCCAAACAGAUCCAAAUGGAACGAUCCAUUGGCAAGGGUCGCUACGGUGAGGUGUGGCUGGCCAAGUGGAGGGGCGAAAACGUGGCUGUCAAGGUCUUUUUCACCACGGAUGAGGCCUCCUGGUUUCGAGAGACUGAAAUCUACCAGACGGUUCUGAUGCGCCAUGAAAACAUCCUCGGCUUCAUCGCCGCCGACAUCAAAGGAACGGGUGGAUGGACGCAAAUGCUCCUCAUCACCGACUACUACGAGAAUGGAUCCCUCUACGACUUCUUGGCUCACAACACGCUUGACGUGGAACAAAUGCUCCGGAUAUGCCAUUCUGCGUUAUGCGGGAUCUGUCACCUUCACACGGAGAUCCAUGGAACCCGUGGGAAGCCGGCCAUCGCCCACCGAGACAUCAAGACGCGCAAUAUCUUGGUUAAACUGGACGGAACGUGCGUGAUUGCGGACUUCGGUCUGGCCGUUCGCUACGACAGCGAGAAAAACGAAAUUGACAUUGGGGCUCCCAAUCCUCGCGUGGGCACGAUCCGCUAUAUGGCGCCCGAAGGUCUGGAUCAGUCCCUGAACACGUCCCUGUUUUCCUCGUUCCUCCACGCGGAUAUGUAUAGUGUGGGUCUCAUGCUCUGGGAGGUGGGACGACGGACCAUGACUGGAGAGAAAAGGAUGGUGUGCGACGAGAGUCAACUUCCCUACUAUGACUUUGUUAAUCCGGAUCCAUCCUUUGACGAAAUGCUCAACGCCGUGUGUUCUAAACAAAUCCGUCCCGCGUUGCCACAUCGCUGGCAAACCAGUCCAGCACUCUCUGGCCUUUCAAAGGUCAUGGUGGAGUGUUGGCAUGGCACUCCGUCUGCCCGUUUGUCAUCCCUGAGAGUCAAGAAGACCUUGACGAAUCUGCUCAUGAACGAACUACCGCCCGCCAGUAUCAAAAUGAUUUGAAGGGAGCAGAGCUGCUCAAUGAGUUGGAUGGAAAACUCCAACUGAUGCCUACCACGAACAUGCAUAUUUGCCGCAGAUGUCAAAAAAUUGCCCUCUUCCGCCCGAAACAUGUGCCAUACUUACUACGUUACACAGAGGUGUAUUCUUGUACUAACUAACUACUAUCUAUAAUAAAUGAUGAACGUCGUCCUCGAGAACGUGAUGAACAGUGAAAAAUACAGCCAAAUUUGUAGAAACUUAAGAGAA